Fomitopsis serialis is the source of this 1681-nucleotide messenger RNA. Its product is annotated as putative oxidoreductase C terminal-domain-containing protein. Gene Ontology annotation, molecular function: nucleotide binding. NCBI's taxonomy places the organism in Eukaryota, Fungi, Basidiomycota, Agaricomycetes, Polyporales, Fomitopsidaceae. The record is from RefSeq and is a predicted model, not a curated record. The transcript is spliced from 10 exons. Bases 217 to 1545 code for a protein of 442 amino acids.
CCGCAUCGCACGCGUCCCAUGCUCAGCUCCAGGCGCGAGUGGAUCGCCCGUCGACGUACAGACCACUCCGUCCCCAUCAUCCCUGAAUCUUAUCUCCAUCAUCUGGGCAUAUAAGCUACCACACCAACCUCCACCACAGGCGCGGGCUGCUCCUUUGCUUCCUGCUCUCAUCUCCAUUUCGCCGCCUCCCCUCAGACUCAACGAACCGCGACCAACAUGGCUUCCCGUCGCCCCUCUGCCGCCAUCCUCGACUCCCCGGUCAUUGGCAGCCGGCGACCCUCCAUCCUGGAGAGGAGGCAGUCCGAGAUGUCCUCCCGCCGCCCUUCAAUUGACCCGUCGAGGCUGAUGCCCAUGGACAAGACAUCGCAUCUCGCCGGCCCCGAUGACUUCAACGUCCUUUUCGUCGGAGCGGGGAACAUCAUGUUCGGCUCUGAUGAAGGCCCCUGGAACCACUCCUUCCGCUUCGAACACAAACUCGGCCCGCGCCUCAAGGUCGUCGCGCUGAUCGACCCCGCCAUCGACCGCGCGACGGCGGUCCUCCAGAAGAAGUGCGACACGUUCGUGCGCUCCGCGUACGAGCACACCCGCGUCUUCAAGACGCUCGAUGACUUCGUCAAGAACAUGACCCGCAAGGACAUGCCCCGCGCGGUCGUCAUCGGCAGCCCGCCCAUGUUCCGCGGGACCACCCAGUCCGGGCGCGACAUUGAGCUUCAGGUGCUCAAGCACUUCCCCGGCGUCGCGCUCUUUGUGGAGAAACCGGUUGCAACGGGUCCGUCGAGCGAGAUUGAGGAGGCGUUCAAGGUCUCAAAGGCUAUCACCGAUAGCCAGACGGUCUGCUCCGUUGGCUACAUGUUGAGGUAUUUGAAGGCCGUACAGAUGAUGAAGCAGAUCAUCGAGGAGAACAAUUUGACCGUCAUGGCCACCAUCGCGCGCUAUGCCUGCGCGUACGAAGCCAUCGCCAAGCCGGACUGGUGGGACAAGUCCAAGAGCGCUGGCCCCAUCGUCGAGCAGGGCACGCACUUCUGCGACCUGUCGCGCUACUUCGGCGGAGAUGUCGACAUGUCGACCGUCCAGGCGCACUCGCUCGAGUGGGACGAGAACGCCGGCCACCUCUCGAAAAUGGUCGUCGACGAGACCGCGAUCCCGCCUGAGAACCGCAUCCCCCGUGUCACAUCCGCAACCUGGAAAUACGAGAGCGGUGCUGUAGGCAGCUUCACUCACCUGGUCGCGCUCCAGGGCCACGACUACAGCUGCGAGCUCGAAGUCUACGCGGACGGGUACCAGCUCAAGCUCGUCAACCCAUACGUGCAGCCGGUUCUGUACAUCCGCAAGCCGGGCAGCGACCACGAAGAGUCGCAUCGUUUCCCCGACGACGACCCAUUCUUCUCCGAGAUCUCCGUGUUGAUCGACAACGUCGAGGACAUUGAGGAGGACCCGGAGACUUCGACGAUCCUGAGCACCUUCGAGGAUGCUUGCAGGACGUACCAGCUCACCUGGGCCAUCCGUGAGUCGACGGAGCACAAUCGCAAGCCGAAGCCGCAGUGAAGGGAGAAGGGAAUGGAGCAUGCAUAACUGAUCUCUGAAUACAAAUACCGUAAAAAGCGUGUAGAUGGUGGCAAGGUGCUGCCGUGUAACUGAUGUACUGUCAUGAGAACAAUAGACGUUAUCUCUGAACUGACAU